GAGCAACGUUUGCAUAUCGUUAAGCUACGCGCUCUUUGUCUGACGGUGGCAACGAAGUCAAACCAGUGGCUGAAAUUUUUAUCUCGCUGUUCGAGCAAGAACUGUUUGGGAGUUGAAGAUUUCUAUUGGAGGGCUUUGCGAGGAAACAACAUAAGAAAGUUUACAGCUCAGGAAGGAGAAUUUUUCUCUUGAAUACAAGAGAUCUCUAAAGACGACUCUGAUAUAUAUUGACCGCUCGUGGCAGCUUAAAAGGAAACCUUGAAUGAAUUUGAUAGUGAACCAUAUCGUGCAGGGCCUGUUGUUACAGGAAGACAAGACACGGACGCUUGGAUUGUGACUCAAGUCAAAAGCUGUCAUUUGGGAGAUCGCCAGUGACUUGGCUUGAGGAUUCACGCAAGAUGAACGCUUCUCUGGUCGCUUUUGCUGUGCUUCUAUGCCUCAGUCGUUGUUUGGCAUUUGACUGUCCGAAACAGUGCAGUUGUGGGGAGACGAUCCGGUGCAAAGUGAAAGACUUGAGAAUCUUAAAGAAGAUUUUACCUACCAAUAUAACGCGACUUGAUCUCUCGUCAGAUGACAUCACAAAGAUUCCUCCAGGAACAUUUGAAAACUUUACUUCGCUGCGAUACCUAUCUCUCGCAAACAAUUCUAUCAGAUAUCUUUCGAGACAUUCCUUCAGAGGACUUCGCAAUCUUCGAGAAUUAAACCUGAAGGACAACGGGCAGCUGAUUAUAGACAAAGACGUGUUCGAAAGUCUUCCAUCUCUGCAAAUCAUCGGCGUGGAUAGCAAAAAUCUUCAAAAUCUCUCCGAGGAAUUUCGUAACAGGUCACACUCAGUCAACGUAACCAUCGAUAUAAAACAGGAAAAAGUCCAUUGCGAGAUCUACAAAAAGCCUACAGACGAGUGUAUGGCAAAUGAUUACCCCGUCUGCAAUGACGCUAUGGACAUCAGAGAAGAUGUCAUGAAGCUCUCUCCAUUUCCUAAACAUUCGUGCGUACUUGCAAGAUGCGAGAACAAACAGAAGAAGAUCAAAGUCAUUUGUGUAGCUUCUAAAACAAAUAACACAUGUUGGCCAGGGAUGAUUGGUGAAAACACUGGAGUAAAAUUGGCGUUAUGGACUUUCGGUCUUCUCGCAGUCGCCUCCAAUCUCCUCGUUUUGGGGACCUUGUUAUGCAACAGCGAAGUUCGCCGUGCACCUCUUUGUAUUUUCGUCAUGAAUUUACUGCUGGGGAACAUCCUUAUUGGUGCGCACAUUGUCAUAGUAACGGUAUCUGAUACGGUUACAUACGAGAACUCGUCCGAGUGCCAUAAAGAACGAUGGGAAGCCAAGCUUUGUGUGCCGCUGUUCAUCGUCAAGUACAUCGGGCUCAUAGUUAUUGUGCUUUCUCUUUUGCUGGUCACAGUGGAAAGAUUUCUCGUUGUCAUAAUCAAAUCUGCUCAUUAUAUUGAUACUUGCCGAGCUGUGGGCUAUGUGUUCGAGAGUUGGAUAUUUGCAACCAUAGCCACAGUUGUUCUGUGGACUAAAGCGGGAAACUGGGGCUAUCUUUGCUCUACAUUUGCCAGUGGAAAAUCCUUCACAGACAUAAACAGAGGAAUAAAUUUGACGCUUGUUAGUAUUUGCGUGGUACUUAUAUUCCUUCAUAUUUUUAUGAUUUGCCGAGCACCACGUAGAGAUCCUGUACUAUCAGCGACAACGGAUUAUAAAAACACUGUUCGCAUGUUCCUUCUUGUAUUAUCGACGUUUUUCGCCUGGGCAGUUCCGUACACGCUUAUUCUCUUCACAGUUCCUGCAAUAUUAACUGAAACAGUAGCUAUGCAAAGUAUGGCUAUUUCGCUUUCUUUAAACGCUUGCCUUCAUACAUUCCUGUAUUCAUUUGAUAACGAUCAUUUGGAAAAUCUGUACCGCGCUUUGUCCUGCCGAAAAGAACAGAAAGAAGAUGAGUUGGAAGCAGAUGAUAGUAAAGACAGAAAACGUGAUACAGAAAUGGGCCCUUUACCUUCAAAGAAAUCGCUAGAAUCUUUAUCCGUGGUAGAAGUUAAAAGCCCCAUCAACAAAGAAGCUUGUGUAAAAGUAUUACCUGUUACUGAAAUUAGACAAGAACCGGAGCAGCAAAGAAGAGGCUUUGAAUUCUCCAAGGCCGAAGGCGCAGUGAUAAUUACGAAUAAAUCUCCUACAAACUCUCGUCACGAAGAAGCUGUUGUUCUGUUACACUCAGCUCCGUCGUCUCCAAGCACUUUGACGAGGGUCGGCCGAGUGCAAGACGAAGGAGUGAGUGAUUGCGGUACGAUAUCCUCCGACACCAAUGUAACUUGGCUGAGCAGCGAAUGCCCCAGUAUGUCUCCAAGUUCACCAAAUGCACUUCUGAAAAUCAACGACGGAAACUCGACACUGUCGAGCGAUAUUUCAUCAAUUACUCCGUGCCCUCAACAUCCAAAGAAAAAAGGCAAUUCUAUGGAAAAAGACGCUAAAAGACAUCGUCUUUCUAAAGGAUGCGCGGGUUCUUCAUUGGACCAAUGCGAUGGCGACGACGUUAAAAGUGAAUCAACAAGAGAUGAAAAUCAAAACACGAAGAGAGAUCGACGAAUGAGCCCAGUGCGUGAUAUUAUUGUUCGUGUUCUAUCGCCUAAGCUGAAAAAGAGGCCGAAGACUCUCGAAUGCGUUCCGACGCACGACGAUUACUCCGCUGACCAUGUGGAGUGCGUCCAAGUGAGACUUGACCCAGCUCAUCGAUACAGCCUUGAGUGGGAUCCGACUGGCGUUCAAAUGAGGCUGAGUGUUAUUUCUCAAGAUUCAAAUGCAGAGGGGAAGAAAAGUGCCCCUUCACGACAGAAAACAGAACCAGAAUACGUUUAAGAAGUGCUCAUCGUGUGCAGAAGCCGGGCAAGUAACAAUCUAUCGAACUGUACACGUGAUAGAUUUAAAAUUGUGAUUCAUCAAUCAUUUUCGCUCGCGAACGGUUGACCGUGUUUAUCCUAGCUCAAACUAGGGAGUAUCCGGUGAUAUACCCCGAGUGAUAUUCCCUAAUUUGCAAACCUUACGUCCACCACGAUAAAAGUCUUCAUUCAAGAUGAAAGCGUGUAGCUGUUGUCACAUAAGAAAGGACAUGCGUUUUCGUUCACAAAGUCGAACGAGAGAACUCUCAGAAGUAGACAUCCCACACGCAGCAAACAGUAAGCUAUACGUUAACAUUUUUUUCCAGUGUGUUGCGAAAAUGUUUGAUGGAUAAUAGUCACAUUAGGCUUCAUUUGGCGCGAAAAGAUGCUCGUGCAUUUUUCUUUGGACAUUAAACAAACUGUUCGCAUCUCGGAAGAGAUGAUGUCCUCGGACAAAAACCCGAACAUAUUUUCGCCGUAAAUGGAAGCUAUUGUUUACAUAAACGCGCAUUCGGUUAAAAUUCAUCCAAAUUAUAAGUUAUAUUUAUAUCAAAAGUGUUUCUAGAGGACACGAAGUAAACAACAUAAAUUCUUAGCCAAGCGACGUUCAAAGUAUCGUUUAUCUCGUAGUAUAGUAGCGUUUAUCUCGAAUACUUGUUUUUGUAGUUAUUUGCGAAAAAAGGUUGAAGUUUUACGUUUUCGAUUGGUGCUUCAAUCCUCUACAAAUACUAAACAAAAAACCCCUCCUUUAAUAAAAUGGAUGCGACAACUUCAAAAUUUUCCCCCUGCUAACAUUGCUGAGGGGGAGAGAAGGGAAUAGGGAAUCAAAGAAGGCGAGUGAGGUUGUUUAAAAUUUGCAUUUAUUCAAAAUAUGUGCAAUUAGAGCCAGCGUUCAAGCAAUUUUGUCGAAGUUUGGAUAAUUUAUUCGAGUU
Pocillopora damicornis (cauliflower coral) is the source of this 3804-nucleotide messenger RNA. RefSeq lists its product as uncharacterized. Gene Ontology annotation, molecular function: protein binding; G protein-coupled peptide receptor activity. Gene Ontology annotation, biological process: activation of adenylate cyclase activity; hormone-mediated signaling pathway; adenylate cyclase-activating G protein-coupled receptor signaling pathway. Lineage: Eukaryota; Metazoa; Cnidaria; Anthozoa; Scleractinia; Pocilloporidae. The record is from RefSeq and is a predicted model, not a curated record. Gene Ontology annotation, cellular component: plasma membrane.